Molecule: messenger RNA, 1614 nt
Organism: Xenopus tropicalis (tropical clawed frog)
Lineage: Eukaryota; Metazoa; Chordata; Amphibia; Anura; Pipidae
Gene: tmem218
Product: transmembrane protein 218
Exons: 4
Coding region: 342-689 (115 amino acids)
Cellular component (GO): cilium; membrane
Source: RefSeq, a predicted model, not a curated record
UUUAAACUAUUCCCCCGUCUAUCCGAUCCCCGUACGGCUCUGCCGGAGCUAAAACUGCGAGAAACGAGCAGCGCAGUAAGCUCUUUAGGGGAAGGACGAUGCAGACACCCUAGCAGCCACUCUCCCACUUCCGUAUACAUAAUGUUUCUAUGGAGAUAGGGAUCCUGCCGAAAAUGCAGGAUCAGCGCUCCGUUUCACGGACUAAAAUGGUUUUAUUCUACAUUCUACACAUGGUCGAUGUUUCGGUCUGUGUUAGGACUUUUUCAGUCCUUAAAAAAUAAUUCUUUGAGACUGGAGGCAUGCCUGUGACAGUUAUGUGAUCAGUUACUCAGCUUUACACGAUGGCUACCACAAUUCUUGGUGUUGGGCCAGGAGUCUUUAUCAUAGCAGUUAUAUGGAUGGUGACAUUAAUGCUCACAGUGCUUCUGUGCAGAGCUUCUGGAAAAGCUAGGUUUUGGACUGUUGUGGUUUUUACCUUAGCGCUGAUCACAACAUUAAUUCUAGUUUUCUUCCCUCGAGCAAGCCAAACUCCUGCUCCAGCAAAGGAAAUGCAGAUUGUGGAUACUUUUUUCAUUGGACGCUAUUUUCUGAUAUCGAUUAUGAGUGUGAUAUUUCUUGGGUGCCUCUUUUUCGUCUUUGUGUAUCAUAUCCUGGAGCCUGUCUAUGCAAAACCUAUUGGGAUCCACUAACUGGAGGCCCAAAUUACUCUCUUAAAAAUAUAGCUUAUUUUUUUAUAUGAAAUACAAUUAAAAUUAAAAUAUUUUUUAAUAUUACAAUGGAAAAAAAAGGUGACUGCUAUUUUUAACAUUGUAGAACUGUAUGCUUCUAUAUAUGUUUUACUUGAUAAUUCUCUCAUCUGGCCUCAGCCUAAAACAAAGGAGAGUUGAUCAUUAUGUGCAGGUAAGGGUAAGGGUUUCCUCCAACCCAAACAAGGUAAGGCACAGUACCUUAAAGCCCCCAGCUCCUUUGGCUUUGCAGCAGCUCUUUACAGACUCAUCUCUCCAGAUAGUAUACAGACUGAGACACCAGACUUCCCCCUAGUAUGAGCUAUUUAUACUUAGCUUGAACUCCUCACCAUAUAUAUAUAAGUGAAAAACCUAGGAGCAAUAUAUACCCCCACUACUUUCCCAGUCAGUGCUAUAUAAAAAAAGCAGUUUAUUGAUGUGCAGAACCUGGUAGAAAAUUGUAUUCACUAUAACAAAAUGAUAGUACCACAAAUGAACAAUGAAAAUGCAGUCGAGUUCAAUGAGCAGUGCAUCAAUGAAGACCCAAUCUUGCAAAAGGGAACAAGUCUAUUAAUUUGACUGGGAUUCCCUGACAACAGUUAAAUGUGGAUUCCUGAAUAAUUUAUUGUUCAAGUGAUUGUUUUAUAUAACCAUCAAGUUAAGUGACUGUCAUGCAUAACUAUCACAUUGAGUUUAUUUUCUACCUAAUCAAUACAAAUCAAUCAAUAUGUUGCACAUUUUAAAGGGAAACCAUGGCAUCUUGAAAUCACAUUUUAUUUAAUUGAAAACAUUCACUCUAAGUAAAAGUGUUCUCUAGGGUAAUUGCUAUGUGUCAAAGACAGAAUGCGACAGAAAACAAUAAAGUGCAAAAAGUCCAAUGUUCUUAAAA